AUGUAUUUAAUUCCAAAUUUCUAAUUUUUAUUUGACAUAAAGUCCAAUAUAAGGAUAAGGUUUGUGGAAGUACAUUUAGUGUAACCUUUUCUAUUACUUUAUACAACAAAUCAAAUAUUGUAGAUUUGGGAUUAUGAAAAAAAGACUUGUUUGAGAGCAAUAAAUGUUUCAUUAAUAGAACCAGAUAAAGUAUAAGAAGUUAAAUAAUUAAAAUUUCAUGACAACUAAAUAAUUUAUAGACUUUUUAAUGAUUAAUCAUUAAUUUUGUAGAAUAGUAUAAUGAUUUUGACAACUGAUAAAUUGUAUUCAUACAAGUAUUGUUCUGAUUAUUCAGACCUAAUAACAAAUGGUCCUAUAGGUGUUUCAAAUAAGUGUUUAGAAUUUAUAGAUUCAUAAUAUAUUGCAGUAGGAGGUGAAGGAGUUAAGAUUAUAGAUUUAAAAUAAAAUCUAAUUGUUAAAACAAUGAAGGGAUAUCAUCAAAAAGGAAUAAAUUAAAUGUUAUCAUAUAAAUAGAAUUAAUUUGAUAGACCUCGUCUUGUUGUUAGUAGUUUAGAUGGUACAAUGGCCUGUUGGAAUGCUGAUACAGCUAAUGAAUAACCAACCUUUAAAUUUUUGAUGUUAAAAAAAGGCAAAUAAUUAAUUACUGCAAAUAAUGGAUAAGAAAUAUUGUCUAUUGCAUAUGAUCCAUAAGAUUUUUAAAUAGUUACUGUGACAGAAAACUAUAUCACUUUGUGGAGUUCUUUGAAUGGUAUGGAAAUAAAUAGAUUCAAACCUCCCAUUCCAAUUAAAGAACUUGUUCAUAUAAGUCAUUCUAAUUUCCCUUCUUAAACCUAUAUAGGCCAUACAAGAUCAUCUGAAAUUUAUGCUUUAUAUCUUAUAGGAAAAUAAUAAAAGAAAUUUGAUUAUGUAAUACUUUUGGAUUUAAAAAAUGUCACUGAUAUUGAUAAACAAAUUAAGAUUAAUACAAUAACAACUAAUAUAUUAAAAUCAAAUCUUCUAUGCGUUGCUACAACUCAUGGUUUAUUUUUAUUAUAAGCUUCUGAAUUUUUACAGAAGUAUUGUUUUCAUCAUACUUUUGUUUGUUCAUUAACAUUAAAUCAAAGUAAAAUGUUUGUUGAUGAUACUGGAUUAUUAAAGAAAUUAACUAAUAUUGCAUAAGAACGAUUAAAAUAAUUUGAGAUUGAAAAUAAAUAAACUGAUUAAUCUAAUUUGAUGUAUCUAUCUACAAAUGCUAAAAAUGUUGUAUGCACAUUAAUUGAAUUUACCUAAGAAUUAACAAACAAGAAAGAAGAAUGGACUGUUAUGAGUAGAUAAAACAAAAUAUUUACUUUUUAAACAUCUUACACAUGGGAUGGUAUUAUUAUUAUUUUUUAAUUUAGAUUCUAAAAUUUUAGUCUCCUUAUCAGGAAGGUAUUUUGUUGUUCAUAAUAACAAUGGAUAAUAUGUAGUACUAUCAAUUAAUAAUAGAAAUCUUAACUAUGAUAUGAUGGAAAGUGAUCUCAAAUUAACCUUGCACUUUUUGAGUGAAUUAGAUUAACUUUCUAAUGGAAUUGCAAAUUCUAUUGCAUGGCAUCAAUACAAAGAAGAAUUAAUAAUUUCUGUCCCUUUAAAUGAUAGAAAUUAAAAUAUUACUAUUGAAGAGAAAGUAGAAUCAUAAACUAGUGGAUUCUUUAAUUAAAAAACUUAUUCCAGAAAAAUUUAUAAUUAUUCUUCAAAUAUUGUUAAUUACUAAAUUUAAAUUUAUGGUUUUGAACUAACUAAAUAAAAAAUGGAGUUGAAAGUAACAAUAAACAAUUUACCAUAACCAGAAAAAGUAUUUGGAGUUAAUAAUUAUUAUUUUAUUGUUACAAAUUCUGAAUUUAAUACUGAGGAUUAAAAAUUAAAAACAGAAAUAAAAUAAUUAAAAUUGAAAAAUGGUCAAUUUUACACUUUUUAGAAUAAAGAACUAAUUCCAUUUGGUAAUUAAUAUAUCUCUCCACUCAAUGUUACAAGUAACAUCAAUGAAAACUUUAUAUUAUUUUAAUAUGAAAAGACCUUUUCUCUUUUGAUUAAAUAAAAUGGAUAAUUUAUACCUAUCUUAAAUGAACAUGAACAACUUACUGAUAGCUAUUUCUGGGAAGACUUAUUAUUCUAUGUUACUCAAACUUAAAUUAAGAUGAUAGUAGUAGUUAAUUUAGUUCCUAUUACAAUUACUUUAGCUUAAUUAGAUCCACCUUAAAAUCAACUCCAAAGUUGUGAAUUUUUAAAAGCUAAUUAAUUAGAUGGUUAAUAUCCUGAAAUAUAGAUCAGACCUUAAGGACAAUUAAAAAUAGUAAUUAAUUAAUAAUAAAUCCUUAGUUAAUGAUUCAUGACAGUAAACUAAUUGUCAUUAAUUAAGCACAGGAAAUUUCAUUUAUUCAUUUGAAGCAUGCUUUACUUGAGUUUUGUGUAUAAGUUUAUGAUAUUCAAAAAGAUUAAUUUAUAAGUCGAUGACUUUUAAAAAUGCAUUGAUUUUGCAAGUAAAUUAGAUUAGAAAAUGUAAAAAUUAAUUGCUUAAAUGUUGAUUGCAAAAAAUGCAAUUGAUUAAGUUCAAUAUUUAAAUAUGGAUUUACAUGAACGGUUGACUUUAGAGUUGGAUCAUAAUUUAAAUGAAACCUAAUUAACUGUAAUCAGAUAAUUAAUAUUUAGUUAGAUUUAAUAGAUUAAGUCAUGCUAACAGUAACUGAAAAUAAAGAAAAAUAUAUUAAAGAUUUAGCAAUCAAACUGUCUUAGUAAAAACGUGAAGAAGAAUUAGAUUUAGUAAUUUAAUAUGGAUUAUCCAAUUAAUUGUAAAUUUUUCAGAAAUAAUUUAAUAUAGAUUUCCACUUUAUGAUAUUACUCCUUUGUUAUCAGAUACCCAAAGGGAAUAUUAUUUAGAGUCAUAGGGGAUAUUUCAAAAUUUUUAGUCUCUUAAAGAAAUCAGUAAAGAAAAAGAAGAAGUAAUGCUUUUUAAUUUAUACAAUAUAUUCUAAUUAUGA
Molecule: messenger RNA, 2996 nt
Organism: Paramecium sonneborni
Lineage: Eukaryota; Ciliophora; Oligohymenophorea; Peniculida; Parameciidae
Source: the annotation of a GenBank genome assembly